Molecule: messenger RNA, 435 nt
Organism: Ilex paraguariensis (yerba mate)
Lineage: Eukaryota; Viridiplantae; Streptophyta; Magnoliopsida; Aquifoliales; Aquifoliaceae
Source: the annotation of a GenBank genome assembly
AUGAAUAAAACUUCUGUACUUGGAGAUGCAAUUAAGUAUCUGAAACAACUCCAAGAGCGAGUGAAGAUGUUGGAGGAACAAGCCACGAAGCAAACCAUGAAAUCUGUGGUGCUUGUGAAGAAAUCCCAGCUCGAUGUUGAAGAUGAGAGUUCUUCCGACGAGAGCUUCGGAGGCAGCUCCGACGAGUCACUCCCUGAAAUUGAAGCUCGAGUUUGCAACAAAAACGUGCUUCUGAGGAUUCAUUGUGAGAAACAAAAGGGACAACUGGUGAAAAUACUGACUCAGAUCGAAAAGCUCAAUCUGAGUGUGGUUAAUACCAGUGUUUUUCCAUUUGGAAGUUUGGCUCUCGAUAUCACCAUUACCGCCGAGAUGGAAAAAGAAUUCAGCAUGACAGUGAAAGAUGUGGUGAGGAGUCUUAGUUCAGCCCUCAAGUGA